UAUAUUAGGGUCCUCAAAGGCCUAAUAAGGACUUAUAAUUAUUAAAAAUAAUAAUUGCAUAACAAGUAGAAUGGGUAUCUGCAUAUCCGUUGCAUCUUCAGAGAUUCAUGGAAUCCCUCAAGUUCAUGAUGAGAAUGUCAUGAUAUUUGAAGCAAGCAAGGUCCAAAAUGAGACUAAGAGACUUUGCUCUGUUUACUCUAAACAAGGUACUAAAGGUCUCAACCAAGAUGCUGCCUCUCUUCACCAGGAUUAUGGGAUGGAAAAUGGAGCAUUUUGUGGUGUUUAUGAUGGACAUGGAAAGAAUGGACAUAUAGUAAGCAAAAUAGUAAACAAUACUUUACCUUCUCUCAUAUUGAGCCAAAAGAAUGCUCUUGAGGAGAUUCAUACAACAAAAAAUGGUGUUGACAACAAACAAAACAAAUUUUCAAACAACUAUCUAAGAUGGAAAGAAGCUAUUCUUGGAGCUUUCAAUGUAAUGGAUGAGGAGGUGAAGAAACAAGAGAAUCUAGAUUGUUCUUGUAGUGGAACCACUGCUGUAGUUGUCAUAAGACAGGGUGAAGGUCUUGUCAUAGUUAACCUUGGUGACUCAAGAGCAAUAUUAGGAACAAUCCAAGAUGAAAAACUCAAAGCCAUUCAAUUAACCACUGAUUUGAAGCCUGGUUUGCCUUGCGAAGCAAAGAGAAUAAGGAGUUGCAACGGUUGUGUUUAUGCGUUAAAGGAAGAACCACAUGUCCAACGAGUAUGGUUGCCCAACGAGAACUACCCUGGCCUAGCCAUGUCUCGAGCUUUCGGAGAUUUCAUACUCAAAGACCAUGGUGUUAUUGCUACACCAGAUAUUUGGUAUCACCGUUUAACAUCAAGUGACCAAUUUAUUGUUCUUGCAAGUGAUGGGGUGUGGGAUGUACUAAGUAAUGAAGAGGUUGCAUCAAUUGUGUGGAUGGUAGAAAGUGAAGAGGAAGCUGCAAGGGCAGUGGUGGAAGCAGCCACAGCUGCAUGGGCAAAGAAGUUUCCUUCCUCUAGGGUAGAUGAUUGCACCGUGGUUUGCCAUUUCCUGCAGAAGAAACCACAAAACUUGGAGUAUAUGGAUAGUGGAAAAUUAGGUUAAAUGGCCCUUCCACUAGUUAUCUUCUAAACAUAAAGGGCAAGCUACAAUGUCUUGUAAAAACACGCUACACAGUACACAGAAAGCAUGUACACCAAAUGUAGGGACACAAUUGCAAUAUCGAGUAAACCUUUGUUUUCGUGCAUAAACAAUGGUCAUAUUAGUUUCAAAAUAUACAAAUAACUCCACACUUUUAAUGUGAAAUAUACACUUCAUGAAGGCUGUAAUUGUCGAUUUUAUAGAUUUUGUGCAUGUUUGGUUAUGAGAUGUGGAAACUAUUUGCAUCUCCUAUCAA
Molecule: messenger RNA, 1397 nt
Organism: Medicago truncatula (barrel medic)
Lineage: Eukaryota; Viridiplantae; Streptophyta; Magnoliopsida; Fabales; Fabaceae
Product: probable protein phosphatase 2C 72
Exons: 5
Coding region: 71-1105 (344 amino acids)
Biological process (GO): protein dephosphorylation
Molecular function (GO): protein serine/threonine phosphatase activity
Source: RefSeq, a predicted model, not a curated record